Messenger RNA from Mangifera indica (mango), 2486 nucleotides. Its product is annotated as long chain acyl-CoA synthetase 7, peroxisomal. The record is from RefSeq and is a predicted model, not a curated record. Gene Ontology annotation, biological process: fatty acid metabolic process. NCBI's taxonomy places the organism in Eukaryota, Viridiplantae, Streptophyta, Magnoliopsida, Sapindales, Anacardiaceae. Gene Ontology annotation, molecular function: long-chain fatty acid-CoA ligase activity. Gene Ontology annotation, cellular component: membrane; endoplasmic reticulum. The coding region runs from base 137 to 2242 and encodes 701 amino acids. The transcript is spliced from 23 exons.
AUUCAAAAAAACAAAGAGGGCUUUGUAUCACAACCAAAUUUCCCUCUCAUUUUCACGGAAAAAAGAAAAAAAUACAGAAAGUAUCCGAAAGAAAAGAAAAUAUCUCACCGAACAUCAAUUUUCUGAGAAAAUCUCCAUGGAACAAUCUACUGCUCAGCGUAGGCUCCAAGCUAUACAGUGCCACCUCAUUGACAACGACGAAACUCACGCUCAGACGCAGUCUCAGGUUCAGUACAAUCUCACGGCUGACAAAUUUUUUCACAGCCAGAGGUACAGCGUGGUUCUGCCUGAGAAACUUCAAACAGGGAAAUGGAAUGUGUAUAGAUCUGCACGCUCACCUUUGCAGCUUGUCAGUAGGUUUCCAAAGCAUCCAGAAAUUGGGACAUUGCAUGAUAACUUCAUACGUACUGUUGAGACUUAUCCAGAUUACAAAUACUUGGGUACACGAGUUAGGGUUGAUGGAACAGCUGGAGAGUACAAAUGGAUGACAUAUGGAGAAGCAAGUACUGCUCGGCAAGCAAUAGGCUCUGGCCUUCAGCAUUAUGGAUUAAUGAAAGGAGUUUGCGUUGGUCUAUAUUUUAUAAACAGACCAGAAUGGUUGAUCGUGGAUCAUGCUUGCUCAGCAUAUUCUUAUAUUUCAGUUCCUUUAUAUGACACUCUUGGUCCAGAUGCUGUUAAGUAUGUAAUCAAUCAUGCCGAAAUACAGGCAAUUUUUUGUGUCCCACAGACUUUGAACAUGCUAUUGAGCUUCAUUUCUGAGAUUCCAUCUGUAUGUCUCAUAGUGGUGGUGGGAGGGGUGGAUGAACACUUACCCGUGCUUCCAUCAACAUCAAGAGUUGAGCUCAUAACAUUUUCAAAACUUCUAAGUCAGGGCCGCAGUAGUCUUCAGCCUUUUUGCCCUCCAAACCCUGAGGAUAUUGCAACCAUAUGCUAUACUAGUGGUACCACUGGAACACCAAAGGGAGUUGUCUUGACACAUGGAAAUUUAAUUUCAAGUGUUGCUGGGUUCAGUUAUUUGGUCAAAUUUUAUCCAUCAGACAUUUACAUAUCUUAUCUUCCUUUGGCACACAUCUAUGAGCGAACUAACCAGAUUAUAUCAGUGUACUAUGGCGUUGCUAUUGGUUUCUACCAAGGGGACAAUAUGAAGUUGAUGGAUGAUUUAUCUGCUCUAAAACCAACCAUAUUUUGCAGUGUUCCACGGUUGUAUAACCGAAUUUAUGCUGGAAUCACAAAUGCAGUAAAGACUUCUGGGACUCUUAAGGAGAAGUUAUUCACGGCUGCAUUCAACUCCAAGAAGCAAGCUAUAAUGAAUGGCCGAAAUCCAUCACCAAUCUGGGACAGACUGGUGUUUAAUAAGAUAAAGGAAAAGUUAGGUGGCCGAGUCCGUUUUAUGGGCUCAGGUGCUUCACCUUUGUCUCCAGAUGUAAUGGAUUUUUUGAAGGUGUGCUUUGGCUGUCAAGUAAUUGAAGGAUAUGGUAUGACUGAGACUUCUUCUGUCAUAAGCUGUAUGGAUGAUGGUGACAACUUAUCUGGUCAUGUUGGGUCUCCUAAUCCUGCAUGUGAAGUGAAACUUGUUGAUGUUCCUGAAAUGAACUACACUUCUGAGGAUCAGCCUUAUCCUCGUGGUGAAAUCUGUGUCAAGGGUUCCAGUGUGUUCCAGUGCUACUACAAAGAUGAAGUUCAAACGAGAGAAGUAAUGGAUGAAGAUGGUUGGCUGCAUACGGGAGAUAUUGGACUGUGGUUAAGUGGGGGUCGUCUUAAGAUUAUUGAUAGGAAAAAAAACAUAUUCAAGUUGGCACAAGGAGAGUAUGUAGCCCCAGAGAAGAUCGAGAAUGUAUAUGCGAAGUGCAAGUAUAUUUCUCAGUGUUUUAUCUAUGGUGAUAGCUCGAAUUCUUGUUUAGUAGCUGUUGUUGCGGUGGAUCCUGAUGUUUUAAAAGCUUGGGCUGCAUCUGAAGGAAUCGAGUUUGAGAAUUUAGAACAGUUGUGCAAUGAUCCAAGAGCAAGAAGAGUUGUUCUUGCUGAGAUGGAUGCCAUUGGAAAGGAAGACCAGUUGAGAGGUUUUGAAUUUGCAAAAUCUGUAACUUUGGUGCCAGAACCAUUCUCUGUCGAGAAUGAUCUUCUCACUCCAACAUUCAAGAUCAAGAGGCCACAAGCUAAGGCUCACUUUGCCAAAGCAAUAUCCAACAUGUAUGCUGAGCUUUCAUCUUCAAAUACUACACCGACAACAAUGUCUCGCAUAUAGGUUCCUAUUUGCAAUACGAAUGUGAUUGUCUAAUAAAAUCUUAUGAUUUGAUUGUUGUAACUCAUAUAUACUCCAGAUAUAUUGGUGCUAGAGAAAAGUUCAUGCCAUUCUGUUGUAACAUGCAUUGUGAUACUUAUUUUUUCACCCUUGUCUAUGGUCAUGAGUGGCCUAAAUGUGGAAUAAGCUUAAACUAGAGUGUAUAUAGUAAUAUUGGGAAAUUCAGCUGUCUUAAUUUUUUGUUCUA